ACCUGGAAGCAACCUAAGUUAAGGAGCGUUUGUUGCAGCUUUGGCUCAAGUCCGGGCCUGAACCUGGGAAAUGCUGCUGACGCCCCAGGAAAGGUCCUCUUCAAAGAAGGGGACGGGGCUGAAUCGCUGGAAACAGUUUACAAGGAAGCCGAGUCCCACCAAGCCUAUGUUUGACCCUGACAAUAUGGAACACUGGAUUAAGAGGGUAGAGAAAGCUUCAGAAUUUGCAGUUUCGAAAGCAUUUUCUGCCAGAAAUUCAAAUUUAUCCAGGAGGCCUUGGGGCCAAAUCAUUGAUUUGGAAACACCUGAGCAAAUAGAGGAUCCUGAUGAAGUUUAUGCAGAAGCUCAGGAGUUGGUCAAUGACUGGUUAGAUACCAAACUUAAGCAAGAACUAGCAAGCGAUGGGGAAGGUGAUGCUGAAGACACUGAAUUGAGCAGCCCUCCUUUCCCAGAAUUUAAUGGGCAUUUGAAAUAUGACAAGUUUGAUGAUUUAUGUGGUUAUUUGGAGGAAGAAGAGGAAAGUACCACCGUUCAAAAAUUUAUAGACCAUCUGCUCCAUAAAGAUGUGGUAGAUUCUGGGAUGUUGGAAGAUCUUGGAAUGAAUGAAAACCAAGACAAGAAGCAGCAGAAGGAUCCUCAUCUUACCAUGGAGAUGAGACAUAAGCAGGUAAAAGAAAAUCGCUUAAGACGUGAGAAAGAACUAGAGCGCCAGAAAAUUGAAAAGACCUUGAAAAAGUCAGCAUUCUUAGAAGCUCACUUUCUGGUGCAAGAGGAGAAGAAAAGGAAGGCUCUAGAGGCCAAGAAAGAGGAGGAGGAGAUUCAAAGGGAGAUGGUAAAGCUGCGGAGGGAGAUAAUUGAGAGGAGACGCACUGUGGAAGAAGCAUGGAAAAUAGAGAAGAAAAAGCAAGAUGAAAAUUCUCAAAAAAAUCCAGAGAAAGGCGUGUUUCAGAGUGUUCAUAUUCUGGAUGCAGAAAACAUGGCAAAAGAAAGAAAGAAGAAACUUAAAAAGUUAUUAAUCCAAACUUUCAAGGAAGAUCGUGAGUGUCAAAAACGGUAUUUCUCUGCCUGGCACAAGCUGAUUCUUGAUCAUAGGAUUAAGCUGGGAAAAGCUGGGACCCUGUCUGACUGGAAGGUUCAGCUGAAGGUCCUGAGGGCGUGGAGAGACUACACAAGAUCCCAGAAGUUGGGGCGGGAGACUCAAGCCAUGGAAAAUGACCUUAGGGAAGAAAACAGAAAACAACAACUGGCCGCUGAGUAUAACCGGAAACAAGUUCUCCGACACCACUUUACAGAAUGGCAGCAUUGGCAUCGUGCCGAGAUCCUAAAGAGAGAGCUGGCUAUAACAAAGGAGGAAACUAGGAAGAAAAUGAAUGAGCUGCUGAAGGCAGCAUUACUGGGGAAACUCAUUGCAACUGUGUCAUCAAGCAGCAAUCUACUUGAGGCAACAGCCAUGGAGGAUCCAUCUAGAAAUGAAGAGGUGGCUGCCGUGCCCCCUUUGUGGGAAAAGCAUCCCCCAGGGAGCAAAGAUUAUAUGCCUAGCCCCCGCCUAAAAAACCCAGCAAAGUGUGUCUUGCAGGUUCCCCUCCAGAAUGUCCCUUUGGAUACAACUGAUGAUAAGCCACACAAGACCUUAGAUCUUGGGCCUUUCCAACAGCCUGGCAACAAGAAGCUCAAAACCAGCAGCCAGAAAGCAGAACCUGUUCGCAUGGGUUAUUUCCACAACUGCCAUAUCUUCCAGCAACAGCUGAUUGAAAAACAGAAAAAGAAGCUUCAGGAACAGCAGAAAACAAUCCUGGAGUUGAAGAAAAACCAACAACUGGCAGAGGUUCCACAGGCAGUAGGGCGUGGUGAUGCACGGAGCUGCCUGCUGUCAAACCCUAGAGAAGAUGAACAAGAAAGAACCUGCCAGCCGCUUUCAAAUUCUCCUGUCGAAUCCCCUGGGACUGAACAUGGUAGAAGUGAAUCCCGAAAUUCUCUUUCUGGACCCAGAAGGAACCCAAGGCAGCUGAUGGCACCCCAUCCCAUACUGAAAGCCAUGGAAGAGAGAGCAGUUCAACGAGCUGAACGUAGGCGGAUCUUGGCAGAGAGAAAGAAAAAACAAGAAGAAGAGAAAUUGGCCCAGUUAAAGGCCCAGGAGGAGGAACGUCAGAAGAGGGAGGCAGAAGAAAAGGAGGCUAAGCUUGAGAAGAAACGAGAAGAGAAGAGACUGAAGAAAAUGAAAGAACUCGAGAAGCAGGAGAGAAUUAAGAGGAAUCAGCAGCUGGACGCAAUCGCCAAAGAACAUUAUAAAAAAGUGUUGCUAAGAAAAAAAGGUCUGGAGCCUUGGAAGAGGCUGAGAAUGCAAAGCAAGCAAAACAUCCAGGUGGCCAUAGAGCAUCACUCCUUGGCCUUACAGAGGAAAUGCCUGCUGACCUGGUUCCAGUGGAGUCAGGAAAGCCUGGCUAGGAAGAUAGCCCAGGCUGAUCAAUUUUAUUACCAAAUAUUGCUUAGGAGAGUCACCCAGAGCUGGCUACAGUACCUGAUUGAUCUAGAGGAGGAAGAACGAAAACUGUGUGUACAUUUUCUUCAGAAGAAGGUUUUCAGGGCCUGGUAUAACCUGGUCAGGGAAGCCAAAAUCGAUUCUCAGAACAAACACAAGAUUGCAGUGGAGCACAGUGACAGGAGGAUUCUCCAGAUCACAUUUCAGACAUGGAGGAAGUUUGCAAAAUUUACCAAAGAGGAAAGAGGAAAAGAAGAAAGGCGAGAGCAGCUCCGUAGAAAAGUAGCUGAAAUUCUUCCAGACUUCCGGAUGUUCACACCGCUGUGACUCGGUGUACAGCAACAGAUGCUUGGCCCUUGGUAAGAGGAGUCCUCGGUGUGCCGGUGGACACGGUCCAAUGUGUGCUUACGAUGGGAAUUUCCACAGGUCUGCAUGUGCGCACACAUGUGUGUGAAUCUCCACCCACCCACAUACGUGCGUAUAUAUCUGGUUUAUGCUCUGCCACAUACUUCUUGGAUCAAAGAAGUUAUUUUGUGAAUUUGUACUUCCUUCUGUGAUUUCUCCUGGGGUGGUACUCAGUCCACUAAAGCAUUUAUCACAGCAGGAUCAUCCAAAGGAACAGUCCAGAGCUCUGCUGUUCCGAUGUAUCUUACAUAUUUUCAGUAUCAUAAACUUUAAAAAGGACAAGUGUUUGCUUGCCUGGAUUGUGAAGGCAAAUGUGUCCUUAUAGUUUAAUGUGAAUUGUUGACAAAUAUAACUUUAAUUAAAUAGAAAUUACAAGUAGUGGGUACUUAGAAAAGGAGGGUCAGUCAUCUAGUAACCUUAGCAUCCACAACAGGGAUUCUGCCAGACCCUGUUCUUUUUGCCCACCGGAUGGAAAACCAUGGAUCAAAAGGUACUCUAGGCCCUUGGCAGCAGUGUACCGUAAUUUCAGAGAAACUGGGGCACCAAAGGUACUUCUCAGUGCACUUCCAUAAGCACGAAGGGAAUUCCAAAAGCUAUAUAGAAUCUGUCUAAGCCAGUCCAGCAAUUUGUUAAAAUGUCUGUACAUGCUACCAUUUGCAACUUAAUAACACACUUGAGCUGUCUUUUAGUCCUCAGCUCAGUUUGAUCUAUGUAUGGAGAUACUUAUCUUGAAUUCAAAGAAUGUUUUAACCUUGAAGGUGCUAGAGAAUACAGACUGACAGAAUACUCCUGGGAAUUUUCUGAAAGAGCUGCUUGCUGGAAAAAGUUUUUUCAUUACAAAAUAUAUGCUUAUUACAAAAAAUUCAGGCAGUAAAUUUUCACAGUAGAAUGAGAAAGUCUCUUGCAGCCCUGAAGUAACUACUGUUACAUGAAUUGAAAACUGGAGUUUGUAAAAUAAAAUUCUGUGUAUUGUUCAAUAAA
Messenger RNA from Phacochoerus africanus (Common warthog), 3865 nucleotides. RefSeq names its product coiled-coil domain containing 191 (gene CCDC191). The record is from RefSeq and is a predicted model, not a curated record. Bases 71 to 2806 code for a protein of 911 amino acids. Gene Ontology annotation, molecular function: phosphatase binding. The transcript is spliced from 17 exons. NCBI's taxonomy places the organism in Eukaryota, Metazoa, Chordata, Mammalia, Artiodactyla, Suidae.